Messenger RNA from Ruditapes philippinarum (Manila clam), 1008 nucleotides. RefSeq names its product centrosome-associated protein 350-like. NCBI's taxonomy places the organism in Eukaryota, Metazoa, Mollusca, Bivalvia, Venerida, Veneridae. The transcript has 4 exons. Gene Ontology annotation, biological process: microtubule anchoring. Gene Ontology annotation, cellular component: centrosome. The coding region runs from base 1 to 993 and encodes 330 amino acids. Gene Ontology annotation, molecular function: microtubule binding. The record is from RefSeq and is a predicted model, not a curated record.
AUGACACCAUUGACACACACAAGCUAUGGUAACGAGACCUUUGAUGGACACAGCCACUUGCAUCCAAAAAGAACAAGCAAGAGUCAGACCACAUCCAAGUCUCCUCUUGAGAAACUAAAAAAAUACAGAGGCCUGUCCUCCCCUGGAAGGUCACCUAGGGGUUUGUUUAGUUCCAGAAGUCAUUCUCGAAACUCCGAGAGCGAGUCGGAAGAUUCAUUUUCUCUGAAUGAGUCGCAGUCCGAGUUGAGUGACUUUGAGGGCAGAAUACGGGCUUUGAAUGAAGAACUGAGAAAAAGGAAAACUGAGGCAGAUAAGUUAAAACGGGAGAGAAAGAAGAAAAAGAAGGAACUGAUGAAGAACAAAGAAGAAACUUUAAAGAAACAGAUUGAGGCAUAUGACAACCAGAUUGCUCAGUUAAAAGUUGACCUCAAAAAGGAGAUGAAUCACGAGCCUGCAAAAUCUACUGUCCGCCCACAGAUUAAACAGCCUAAAGUGAGCCCGUCCAAGACGAUCAAAACACCCACAAAACGUUUAGAUACUGACAGUAGUGGACCAGACUCUGCUCAAGUGUCACCAAACAUUCCUGAAGAUAAAGACCAGAAGCAAAUGUCACCAAAAACUCCUGUGACCCCAAGCAAGACAGCCAAAUCCCAUUUAGACAAGAUUUCCGAGGGUAGCGAAACACCCACAUCACGUUCAGAGAGAUCUGAUCUUUCAUACCAGGAGCGUAUUCAGAGCAUUAAAGAUAAAUUUAGUGGAGAGAUCUCGUCAGCUGUUGACGAUAAAACUGACGAGAUCGAAGAGGACAUUAUCUCUGCUGCCUCAGAAGCUUCAGAUGACAAGUCUAAGGAAAUUAAAAUCAAUCUCAGUACUAAAGAAGAUAUUUAUGAUGUGUCAGUGUCAUACACUGAUGACUUUGCUACUGAGCCAAACACUAUGACUCAUCAUGAGAAACUGCCACUAAGUGCCAGAUCAGUUAGCCAGAAUGUCUGAAGAUAUAGAAACAAA